This is a messenger RNA of Phascolarctos cinereus (koala), 9636 nucleotides long. RefSeq names its product POU class 2 homeobox 1 (gene POU2F1). Gene Ontology annotation, biological process: regulation of transcription by RNA polymerase II. Gene Ontology annotation, molecular function: RNA polymerase II cis-regulatory region sequence-specific DNA binding; DNA-binding transcription factor activity, RNA polymerase II-specific. Gene Ontology annotation, cellular component: nucleus. Lineage: Eukaryota; Metazoa; Chordata; Mammalia; Diprotodontia; Phascolarctidae. The record is from RefSeq and is a predicted model, not a curated record.
UCUCCCUGUCCCCUUUCCACCCCCUAACCCUCAUCCCUUUCUCAUUCUGUUUUAGAGCUAUAGUAUAGAUUUGUGAGAAACCAUUCCUUUCCCCAACCUCCUUGCUUUUUCUUCCUUCCUUUGGACUUUCUAACCUAUAGAGGAUUUCUGAGAAAUGCUGGACUGCAGUGACUAUGUUCUAGACUCAAGAAUGAACAAUCCGUCAGAAACGAGUAAACCAUCUAUGGAAAGUGGGGAUGCCAAUACAGGUACACAGACAAAUGGCCUAGACUUCCAGAAGCAGCCUGUUCCUGUUGGAGGAGCAAUCUCUUCAGCUCAGGCUCAGGCCUUCCUUGGACACCUCCAUCAGGUCCAACUCGCUGGAACAAGUUUACAGGCUGCUGCUCAGUCCUUAAAUGUACAGUCUAAAUCUAAUGAAGAAUCUGGGGACUCCCAGCAGCCAAGCCAGCCUUCCCAGCAGCCUUCAGUGCAGGCACCCAUCCCCCAAACUCAGCUCAUGCUGGCUGGAGGACAGAUAACAGGGCUUGCCUUGACACCGGCCCAGCAGCAGUUACUGCUACAGCAGGCACAGGCCCAGCUGCUAGCAGCCGCAGUUCAGCAUUCGGCCAGCCAGCAGCACAGUGCUGCGGGCGCCACCAUCUCAGCCUCCGCUGCAACACCGAUGACGCAGAUUCCCCUGUCGCAGCCCAUACAGAUCGCACAGGAUCUGCAACAGCUACAGCAGCUGCAACAGCAGAAUCUCAACCUGCAACAAUUUGUGUUGGUGCAUCCAACCACCAGCUUGCAGCCAGCACAGUUUAUCAUCUCACAGACGCCACAGGGGCAGCAGGGCCUCUUACAAGCGCAGAAUCUUUUAACACAACUACCUCAGCAAAGCCAAGCCAACCUCCUGCAGUCUCAGCCAAGCAUCACCCUCACCUCACAGCCAGCAACCCCUACACGCACAAUAGCAGCAACCCCAAUUCAGACACUCCCACAGAGCCAGUCAACACCAAAGCGAAUUGAUACGCCCAGCUUGGAGGAGCCCAGUGACCUUGAGGAGCUUGAGCAGUUUGCCAAGACUUUCAAACAAAGACGGAUCAAGCUUGGAUUCACUCAGGGUGAUGUUGGGCUCGCUAUGGGCAAACUCUAUGGAAAUGACUUCAGCCAAACUACCAUCUCUCGCUUUGAAGCCUUGAACCUCAGCUUUAAGAACAUGUGCAAGUUAAAGCCACUUCUAGAGAAGUGGCUCAAUGACGCAGAGAACCUCUCGUCUGAUUCUACACACUCUAGCCCAAGCGCCCUGAAUUCUCCAGGGCAGGGGAUUGAGGGUUUGAACCGCAGGAGGAAGAAACGCACCAGCAUAGAGACCAACAUCCGUGUGGCCUUAGAGAAGAGUUUCCUGGAGAAUCAAAAGCCUACCUCGGAAGAAAUCACCAUGAUUGCUGAUCAGCUGAAUAUGGAAAAGGAGGUGAUCCGUGUUUGGUUUUGUAAUCGCCGUCAGAAGGAGAAAAGGAUUAAUCCACCUAGUAGUGGUGGGACCAGCAGCUCACCUAUAAAAGCAAUUUUUCCCAGUCCAACCUCACUGGUGGCAACCACACCAAGCCUUGUGACAAGCAGUGCGGCCACUACCCUGACGGUCAAUCCCGUACUCCCCCUAACCAGCGCUGCAGUAACCAAUCUUUCUGUUACAGGCGCUACAGAAACCACCUCCAACAACACCACAACAGUGAUUUCGACAGCACCUCCAGCUUCCUCAGCAGUGACACCCCCCUCUCUGAGCCCCUCCCCUUCUGCCUCCGCCUCGGAGGCGUCCAGUGCCAGCGAGACCAGCACGACACAGACCACCUCCGCCCCUCUGUCCUCCCCUCUUGGGACCAGCCAGGUGAUGGUGACGGCAUCCGGGCUGCAGACAGCAGCAGCUGCUCUCCAGGGAGCUGCCCAGUUGCCUGCAAAUGCCAGUCUUGCUGCAAUGGCUGCUGCAGCAGGAUUAAGUCCAGGGCUGAUGGCACCCUCACAGUUUGCAGCUGGAGGUGCCUUACUCAGUCUCAACCCAGGGACACUGGGCAGUGCUCUCAGCCCAGCUCUGAUGAGCAACAGUACACUCGCGACCAUUCAAGCUCUUGCAUCUGGUGGAUCUCUUCCAAUAACAUCACUGGAUGCAACUGGGAACCUGGUAUUUGCCAAUGCAGGAGGAACUCCUAACAUCGUGACUGCCCCACUGUUCCUGAAUCCUCAGAACCUCUCUCUGCUCACCAGCAACCCAGUUAGCCUGGUCUCUGCAGCUGCAGCCUCCGCAGGGACCUCUGGACCGGUUGCCAGCCUUCAUGCCACCUCCACCUCAGCUGAGUCCAUCCAAAACUCUCUCUUCACUGUGGCCUCUGCUAGUGGGGCUGCUUCCACCACCACUACUGCCUCUAAGGCACAGUGAGCUGGGCCGAGCCGGGCUGCCACCAGCCUUCUUUACUUUGCAGAGUGAUUGGCUACUGGCUGGGUUUAAAACUGAAAAUAUGAUUGGCUUCCUCUCACCGUGUUGCUGGGGACAAGGGAGAGAAGGAAAACAAACAAAAACAGGAAGGAUGGAAAGAUGGGACAGACAUUUGCCUAAUUUUGUAAUAAACACUGUCUUUUCAGGAUUGCUUCAUGGAUUGGAGAACUUUCUAACCAAAAAUGUAAAAAAACAAAAACACAAAAAAACAAAAAAAUUAAGUAAAAGGACUACUUAUCAUUUCCAGCAGUCACGAUGACAAGUUAAGGUGGGUUAACAUUUCCAACAUAGGAAGGGGAUUUCUUGUUUGUCUAAAUAUCUUUUUCUUUUUUUAAAAAAAAAUCAUUUUUAUGGGUCUGUUGUACAGGCCAUUAUGUCAUAACAAGGUGUUUAUAAUCGUAUCAAUUGUGUUGGGGGUUCCUUUCUUAACUGGUACAAUUUAGGCAGGCCUGUAUUACUGUAUCUCUUUUAUUAUUAUUAUUAUUAUUAUUGUUGUUGUUGUUAUUUUUAUAACCAUAUAUAUACAUAUGUAUAUGUAUAUAUAUAUAUCUAUAUAUAUCUAGUUUGGACAUGUUUAUCUCUUGCUCCUGGAUUCUUUUUCAGUGAGCUCCCAUGCUGUGGGGAGAGGAGUAUUGGGGGCAAGGGAAGAGUUUAUGUUCUUAACUUUGGGGAAUGUUCUUGCUGGUUUCCUCAUCCUUGCUGACUCUUACAGAGGUGCUAGAAAAUAAUUUUCUUUGGUCACUUAUGCAAGAGGCUUGAUGCAGAAGCUGAAGGAGGGCAGUGUGUGCAAAUGCCCCACAUCAGGUGGUGCCUGUAGAGCACUUUUGUGCAGGAAGAAAUUCCUGCUGAGCUGUAGCUCUCAUUCACCCCGAAACAUUGAAUAACCUACCCUCAGGGCACCCCUGUGCUCUCUCUUACUUUGUGUGGAAGACAUGGAUGUGUUGCAAGUCAGGGUUUGGUUCUAAAGAGCAAUGACUACUGCAAACCCUGACUUGGUAGUUUUCCUCCACUCUUAUUUCAUGAAAAUGUUAUUUAAUUUAGUGGAGGAUGACUUUAUCAUGAUAUUCAGGUUUCUCUCACCUAACUUAACUUACUUGGCAAAGUACAAAUCAAUUUACUAAAAUGGUGACAGCCUUUCUCCCAUGUAGUUUUUUCCUUGAAGAAAUUACAUUGGAUGGUUAUCCACUGAUUUAUUUUGUUUCUCUCAAGAGGGGUGAUGAGAGGGACUUUGAGAACAUAGCCUUUCCCUCCUGCUAGGCCUUUUCAUCAAAUGGCUUCUUAAGUAUCUCUUGCCACCACCCUAAUGGUACUCUUGACUGAAGGAGGCCUUGGGCCUUCCAGUGGAGCUGCAUAACCUGUGAAAGAGAGAGCCAUGUCUUUUGACCAGAUGCAGGGACUUUGCACACACCUGAAGGGUCUUUGUGGUUUGUUAGUGAUGCUGCUGCUCAUGGGCAUCUCUUCUCGGACUGCAAGCAGCUUCUGAAGUUGUUUUCAGGGUCGUUUCUGGUCCAUGUAAAUGAGCCAGUUGAAAAGGAAAAGUUCAUGAAGAUGGAUGAGGAGAGAUGAGGAGUAAUUCAGAGACUAGAUCUGUUGUUUUGUAUUUCUUUCCUUUGAUGCGCCAUUAGAGUACCUGAACCAAAAAAUGUCCAAAAAGAGACUGGAUCGCUGCAAUGCAGGUCACCCCAAGCUUGCCCCAACCCAUUGGAGCUAAAGGUUUCCUUCCAUUUUGUGUCUGUGUGUGCUUGCUUUCAUCUUGGGUGAGCCCAAGAAUGCACUUUGUGGGGGGUGGGGUGCUAGGGGUUCAGAAAACGCUUGCACGCGGUUUUCUUUCAAAUAACUUCAGUUUUGCCUAGGUCCAUAAGGGAUCUAGGACCCUGUGUGUAUUUGUAUCUCUCUUUACUUGCGAUCAAAAAAAAAAACAACGAUGCAGACACAAGAGUACACUGUUAUUUGUGAUUCAUGUAUAUGGAAUUCACAUGAACACUGAAGUGUCAGAAACCUUUCUCUCCUUUACUCAAUUUCUUCUGCCUCUUUUUACUACUUUUUCCCAGAAUAUUUAAUUACCACCCUUAAUUCCCUUCCUCUUCUCUCUCUUUGUCCUUCCCCAACAAAACCCUUCAAAACUAGUGAACUGCAAGCAGGGAAACUAACAAAUGUCCGUCCACCUUUUUAUGUGUGGUUUUUUUAUGGUUUUUUUUUUAAACUAAGCUUGAACCAAAGUCAAUUUUUUAGCAAGCUGCUGUACUAAUGGACUAGUUUGUAUAAGUGCAGUUCAGACACAGUGAGGAGAUAGAUGCUACUGACAAUUUCUUUUUCAUUUGUCCUUUAUUAAUUUUAUAUAAAAGUUGCUGCUUGUUUUUAAUCUUUUUUUGUUGGUAAUUUGUAUGAUCCUUGGGGCAAACUCUAACUUGAUUUAUAAAUAGUUUUUUUUAGUUUGGUGUGUAAAUAGAAUGGCAGCAUGGUUACUAAUUUUCCUCCUCUUCCUCCCAUUAUUCCUCUGGUGUGGAUAAAUUGAAUAUUCUGUUGAGAUUUAACAUCUAUGGUUUUAGUCUGUGCAGAUAUUUUUAGGGCUGUGAGUACUGUAGUUUCCCACAGUAAUAAUGGGGCCUCUCCUUUGGGAGUGGCAAAAACGAGGAGGGAAGGAUUCAGGGAGGAUGAUGCUGAAUACCUCACCAUAUUGGUUUAGAGGUUAUGUCAUUAGUUUUCCAUAGUUGUUACCAAAGGAGAUAAAUCCCCAGGGACUCGAGUCCAGUGAAUUAAGAGGAUAGAAAAAGUUAAUGAAUUUUUUGCUUUGUAUUUGAGUCUCAAAAAAUACCCUUCACCCAAUAAGAUUCACCAGUAGACUUUCUUUUUGAGGGUAAUGCUAAGCUUUAAGUAACUGAUAUGAUGGUCUUUUCUCUCCUGCACUAUCAGUGCCCUCUUUAUUCUCAUUUGGGAUAAAGGGAUUGUGCUUUUUAUUUAGGGAACCACUAAUAACAUAGGCCUUAAGCCAGCAUAGGAAAUCUCUGUGGUUUUAAAGGACUAUAUCAUUGGCAACAAAAUAACUUUUAAAAAACUUCUUCCUCAUUUGUUUCAACAUGAGUUAUAAGAGGGAGAGUUAGCUUGAUAAAUAAUAUAUCUAGAACACUAAUAUAGUUUGUCAGGUGUUUUAUUUUUAAAUUCCAUUUCUUUGUGUAUACACACACACACACACACACACACACUCUCUCUUUCUUGAUCCAGUUUAGACUUUUUUUAUACUAUUAUUUUUCAUAGCAUUCUAGAAAUGUUAUUGAAGUAUCCCCUAACCUUUUUUUUUCCUUCACUUUUUAUGGAAGUUCUAAAAGUUCAAAGGAGCUGCCUGUGCAGGAAUUGAUGCCUGGUGUAUUUGUCUAGUUCUGCUACCAAGAAAAUGAUUGGAACUAGCUUAUUAGGACUCAGAUUCUAAGUUAUUUUUUUCUCCCUUUCCUUCCUACUUACAAAACUUUAAUUUGAACCCUCACUAUUUAAUUCUUAAGCUUUUCUCUAGUUCUUAAAUGCCUGUAUCCAUCAGUAUACUUGUAUUCUGUUUUCUAUCAAAAGUAAAAUUUGAUCAUGAAUUUUGUUCACCUCCAGCAUCAGUCUAAAAGUGGAACAGAAGGACUGGAGAAAGGAUAGCUGUGCUCAAAUGAAAUUUUUUAAUAGGACCAAUGUUAAAAUUUGGAAUUCACAAUUGCUAUUUUAACUUAAACAUAUCAAUGUGUGAUCUUGAAAUAAGUAUGAGAAAACUCAAAGGCAAUACUAUUAUAAUUGGAUUUUGAAAAUUUGGGGCAUUGACAUGAAGUUUAGAAUAAAUAGUAUUUUUCUUAACAAGUAAGAAAAAACAAAGAUUGCUGAGAGCAUGACUUCAGAUGGAGAGUCACUUUUUAGAAUGAAAAUUUUUUUUCUGUCCCCUCUAAUGCCCAAGGCUGGUUUAAUAUAUAUUUUCUUGGAAGAAAAAAAAUUCUUAAUUUUACAAAUUCUCCUUCAUCUACCAUUGCUACCUAUCAGGAUUUUUUCUCUUAAAUUUGAUGAUAAACAUCAGGACUUUCUGUUUUUAUUGUGCUCCCACUUUUCAUACUGCAGAACUGGAAUUAAUUUAUUUAAUCAUAUCCUAUUUACAUCCUUUGAAAGUAUUUUGGCUUCUUAAAAUAUAGAGAAAGUGAAACAUGACAGAAAAAUUGCUAUUUAGGUCCAUUUGCUCAGAAUUAGGCUUGUUUUUUGUUUUAUGUUUGGUAUUGCUUCCUAAAAUCCCUGAAUAUAAUUAGUAAGAGCAUAAAGAAAGAAGAAGGUCAGAACCCAUUUCAACAUGGAAAAGAGGCCAAGUUACCAGCAUUUAUGCUUAGUGAAAUGAUUUCAAGAAGUUUUCUCAGCACAGAACUGGGAGGAGGAGUGAGUUUAAUAGGAAAUAUGUGGGCCCUGUAAACACAGUAAAUUUGGGUAGAAUUAUAGAGGGAGUAUUUAUGACUGAUGUCAGGAAAGCAAAUCUCUCAGGGUAUAUUCAUUUUCAUUUUUAUGGAACAGAGAUGGAAAUCCUCUUUACAUAACAUAUAAACUCUUUGAAUUCAUAAAAUUAAUAUUAGGAGUGAGUAUCAUGCAUAGCAGGUAAUUUCAUAACAUGCUUGGUUGUUUUGAUUUAGCUGAAGGAUAUAACCAAGUGCCCAACAUUCAAAUUCUUCUGCUAAUGGCUGGAAAAGCAUGAAAUAGCCAACUCAUUUGCCUUCUUGUAUAGCCUGUUGGAUGAAUCUUUCCCAGCAUUAGGGCUGAUACAUGCAGCAUUGACUUUUCUUCACAGUACAUUUGGUCUCUGACACGAAGCACACACAGGGUUGUUUAGUUAGAUUUCAUGAUGCCUUGAAUUCAUUGAGUGAACAAGCUAUAUGAGUAAUGGGAAGAAAAUUCAGUGCCAUAUACAUUAGGCUUUUGAAAUUUGGAAUGAUAUAAUGGAGUAAUCCUAUUUGAGAUUUGUAGCUGGAUGAAAAGAGCCCAAAUUAAUAAAAAUUGACCAUUAUCAUUGCUUGUACUUGGCAUAUUAGAUAACAUGUGAUGCACACAGAACAAUAUAUGAAAUAUAGAAAAGAAGAAUGGAUAAUCUCUCUUGAUGGACUUUUUCUGGAUAAAGUAUUUGGAUGAUGUUUCCAGUAAAAGUUCAGCCAAUUGAUUCCAAACACUUUUUGAAAGUCAGAUGUUUUGAACAGCCCCUAAAACCCUUUGUUUAGAUCACCACUUAGGGUGAAAUGUACUUUGAUCUGUACACUUUGACAUCAAAGUUAAACCUCAUUAAAAUGAACUUUUAAGUGACCUAAAUAUACCACAUUAUCCUUCCAUUUAGCCACUAAAGGUGUAAUGUAAUGGUAGCCUAGGAAUUUUAUUAUGCCAUGUCUAUGUUUGAUGCUUUUAUUGACACAUUUUCUGAAAUUAAAUUGGUUCCUUAUGAAGAGCAUUCAUUUUUAGAUUUCUCCCACUUGAACAUUCCUCUACUUUUUCAGGAAAAUAGUUGUGAGAAAGGGGGGAAAAUUAUGAAAGGUUUUUUUUUUAAUAAUCAUUCCUAUUUGGGACUAUAACUUUACAAAAGAAUUAAAAAAUAAAGCACACUGCUUUUUUGUUGUUGUUAAAUUUUAUAUACACACACACACAUGCUUCUAAACAUUCUAAGUUAUUGUCUAGACCUAUAUAAUUUUUCAUUUAAAAGUCAUCUUUAAUUGGUUUGUAAUGUGCCAUUCAUUUGGUACUCAGAAUAGAGGCCAUUUAACUGUUCACACAGAUAUAAACUAUUAGUGGUUUGAUUCUAAAUUGUCACUGUUUUAUAGUCAUGGGAUUCUAUUAGUUGAAAUAUUAAUUUGCCUGAUAAGAGUCUUCUCUGUGAGUCAAAUCCAUUUGCUCACCUUACCCCUGAAAGAGUGCAUCUAAAAGAAUUUAUCUCUAAUAUGUGGUGUGGUCAUGCCUAUGUGAAAUAUAUAUAUUGUAGCAUCUUUAAAAAUUGCUAAUCCCAAGAAGAGAGUGAUUUUUAACUGACAAGUAUUUCUAGUGAGAUUAUCUAGCAUAAUUGUAAAACUUGGGCCUCACUAAUUAGCAUUGUUAAAAAUAAUUUAACAGCUUACUAAAAAUAAUACAUACCAAACAAGUAUAAUUAUGCAUACUUACUUCUGGGGGAUAUCUAAGAGGCAGUGAGCUUCAGGCUGUGCUCAAGGAAUAUGUGUAGCCAAUAAUUUUCAGUUAUUCAGGAAAAUAGGUUAAAGCCUGGGCCUAAAUUUCCCAGAACCAUAGCAAAUUAAUUCAGUUUUUAAUUAGGACCCAACAUAUAACAUUAAAAUUAUCACUUAAUCUGCUGGUUAAAAUUGUAUCCAUUGCAAAACUAGAAAACAUUAUUGUAAACUUUUAAAAUUCUUAAGCCUAAUAGGAAUCAUUUCCAUGUGAUAGAAAAUAUACUGACAGAACUAUUUGUGGAUUAAAGUUAAGGACAAUUCCCCACCCUUUUCAGCCUCAUAGAACCUUUCAAAACUUUUUUCCCCAAAAAGAAAAUCUUAAGUGUAUAGGGAUUUUUCAUAUUGUUGUUUUUUUGUUGGUGGUGGGUUGGGUUUUUUUUGUUGGUUUUUUUGUUUUUUCAGGGGAGAGGAGAUUACUGUCUGGGAAGGGUAAGCAGAAAAGCAGGUGAGGGGAAAUCAUUAGGAAAAGAGAGGGGGUGCUGUAAGGCUGUUCUGGUCUCUGUAAACCACUAAUAGUUUUCCAAGACGAAUCCUCACUUUAGGAAAUAGUUUAGAAAGAGAUCUAAAGAAUUAAGUAUGAUAGGUUAUUCAAAGCCCCUCUGAGAGUCUCUGAAAUGAACUUCAGCUUUAUUUCUCUCCCCCUGUCAAUCAAAGGUAAAAUGAGCAAAAACAUGUAGUGUAAUUUUUCAAAAGGUCUGAAAAGUUGAUGAAAGAGGAAAAAAGACUUGAAAAUGAAUGACCUCAACAGAGGUGAGUUCACACUCUAUUAAUUUAAUUGCAACUUAGCCAUUUGAGAAAAAUAUUCAAGUCUUGACAUUUCCAGGAGUAAACACCAGUCAUUUUGCAAACAUCUCCCUUAGGUUCAGUCCUGUAAAACCUGGAGAUAGAUAGAACCUUGUAGAAGAUUCACUGCCACAGAAGAGGAGGAAUUCACUUGUUCUUUACCAUCCUUUUUCUCAUGAUUCA